AUGGACCAACACGCUGAACACGCUGAACACCCCCCCGACGACACCGACGCCUCGUCCAUCAAGCCCGUCUCCUCCCUCCGCGCCCAGUUCGAGAACCUGCUCAGCGCAAACAGGGCGCCCGCUGCCUCCCCUCCCCAGCCCUCGCCCGCCCCGCCAGACCGCCUCGCCGCCUCCGACGACCACCGCCGCUCCGACGGCCGCAUCUCCCUCGACAUCCCCCGCGACCGCCUGGACAGGAGCCCGCUGAGCGUGCGCGGCCUGACGGGCAAUGGCAAACCCACCCCGCGCUCGUCCAUGCUGCGGACGCCAUGGAGCAACCCGAAGCCUCGCCCCACGUCCAUGGUCGCCUUUUCCCCGCCCCGAUCACCCACGCGCUCGCGCACGCGCUCUCCGCCCAAAGUCACCGUCCAGUCCCCCAAGUCGCCGCCACCGAGCAGCACGCCUCCCGUCCUGUCGCCUCGCCCCUCUCGCCCCAAGUCACACGCAGCCCUAGACUCGCCUUCUCCCCCCGCACCCCCCAACCCCUCGCGCCCUGUCCACAUGGCCAGCAGAACCGGCACCCCUGGCCUGGACGCCAAGCCGCUGUCUGCGGCAACCACAGGCUCGAGUCUGUCCGGCGAGCCUCGCAAGAGCGAUCGACCGAUUUCCUCGGCGCCGCCGAUGCCACCUCCUGUCAAUCGAGCGGGGAAGCCCAAGCUGGCACCCAAACCGCAGCCGGUAGAUACCACAGCCCGGCCAAGGACAAGCUUGGAGCCAGCGGCGAGACCAGAGGAGGAGCGCAUCUCCCCUUUCAACACCCCACCCAGCAGUGCAGGCAGCGCCAAAGCCCCGAAUGUGUCCCCGCCCGUGUUGCCCGUGGCCUCGAAACCAAAGGGGAUGCCCAAGGACGGCUAUUUCCCACCUCCGCCCGUGCAUCGUGCAGUAGCCGAGAAGCUGCCCUCCACAGACUCGCGAAUCGCAAAUCAGCCGCCGAGACGCACAUCACCGCCGACCUCCCACUCCUUCCGCAACGGCGACAGCCACCAAGAUCGCCCAGCACUGCCCGUCAGACGCGACAAGGACACGGUGGAUUUGAGGAAGAGCGUGCAGUUGCAGCAGUCGGCGCCGCCAGACGUACCUGUCCGAAGAUCUUUGGAUCAGGGGAGGCCGCUAUCGCUUGCAACCGACCACAAUGCGAAGAAGAUGCCUCCGCCGCGGCGCGCGCAAACCAUCAAUUCCACCGUGCCGCCAAGGUUUCUGAGGCCGCCAGAGCCACCACCACCUCGAAAGUCGGGAGAGAUGAAGCGACCGACACAAACACCAACACCACCACUUCAACCGCCUCGAAAGCCUUCGCAAGCCUACACAUACGAUUCAGACGAAUCGGACAGCUCACCGGAGAAACAGACUACGGCCGUGCUCACCGACUACCCUGACUCGUCGCAAGCGAAUCGAAGACCCCCACUCUUUCCAGAUACCAUAGGAGGCAUACCCACUGGAUACGACACCAAGCUGUUCGCCGUUUGUGGGGAUUACAUAUGUACAACAGGAUACGUCACGAAUGUAUGGAAUGUGCUCAACGGCCGACUGUUGAUGAGCUUGAGCCAUGGUGAUACCGUGAAAGCUACCGCAGUCGCCUUCAGACCCGCAAAAGACGUCCAAGACGAAGGCAAGCGCCUGUGGCUAGGCAUGAACACAGGCGAAAUGCACGAGAUCGACAUACCCACCCAAAGCGUCGUCUUCACCAAGAAUGCUCAUCCACGCGCAGUCAUCAGCAAGAUCUUCAGAUACGCAGGCGAAAUGUGGUCGCUGGAUGACGAGGGCAAGCUCCACAUCUGGCCAGCGGACGAGUCAGGUUCGCCCUCGCUCCAUCAGGCGCCGCUUACCUUCCGAGUCCCGCGGGGCCAUACUUUCUCCAUUGUCUCCGGCUCGCAGCUAUGGGUCGCUUACACAAAAGAGCUACGAGUCUACAAACGUACGGGAGAUCACAAUCACUUCCAGCCGCUCACCGACGCUACUCUGUCGCAGCUCAAUGUAGGCGACGUGACGUCUGGAGCCAUCAUCAGCAGUCAACCCGACCGCAUCUACUUUGGGCACAUUGAUGGAAAAGUCACCGUGUACGCGAAGAAAGGCUUCGAGUGUCUGGGUGUUUUCAGCGUCAGCUUGUACAAGAUUAGCUCUCUCGUUGGUGUCGGUGACUUCCUGUGGGCAGGCUACAGUACCGGGAUGAUCUACGUCUACGACACUUCAUGCACGCCCUGGAAGGUGCUCAAGGACUGGAAAGCGCACGACAAGCCGAUCGCAGGCAUUGUCGCGGAUCGAUCGAGUAUUUGGAAGCUGGACAGGUUCCAGGUGGCUUCGCUAGGUACAGAUACCAUGUUGCGCAUCUGGGAUGGCAUGAUGAAGAUGGACUGGCUUGAAAUCCUAAUGCAACAACGCGAUUCCGAAUACUGCGAUUUCCGGGAGCUUUCCGCGCGGGUCAUGACCUGGAAUGCCGGCGCCGUGAAACCGACCACUCUGCGUCAAUCGGGAGAUCGGGAUUUCCUGCGCGACAUCGUGGAACCUGAGAACCCUCCAGACAUCUUGGUGUUUGGCUUCCAGGAGCUGGUGGAUCUCGAGAACAAGAAGAUCACAGCCAAGAGCUUCUUCAAGAAGAAGAAGCAAAAAGAUACCUCGGAACACGAACACAUGUCCCAUCAGUACCGGGCAUGGAAAGACCACUUGAUACGCGUUCUAGAUGAACACGCUCCGAGGGAGAACUACAUUCUUCUCCACACAGCCAAUCUCGUCGGCUUGUUCACGUGCGUCUUCGUAAAGUCAUCAGAGCGUAACAACAUCCGAGACGUGAGCGCUGCAGAGAUCAAGCUUGGCUUCAGUGGUCGCGUGGGGAAUAAAGGCGCGCUGGUCGUCCGCUUUUUACUCGACGACUCGUCGCUCUGCUUGAUCAACUGCCAUCUUGCAGCCGGCCAGACGCAGACCACACACCGGAACAACGACGCGGCAUCCAUCAUGGAAGCUGCGCCAUUGCCAAAACACCGCUCUCCUUCGGACUGUGCAAACUUGUUCGUAGGUGGUGGCGAUGGCUCGAUGAUUCUGGAUCACGAGAUCUGUAUCUUGAACGGCGAUCUGAAUUACCGCAUCGACGCCAUGCCACGAAACACCGUGGUCGACUGCGUGAGACAAGGCAACCUGGCGAAGCUUCUGGAACGCGAUCAGUUACUGCUCUCCCGCAAGCGUAAUCCUGGGUUCCGCCUUCGCGCGUUCAACGAAUUGCCCAUCCACUUUGCGCCGACCUACAAGUACGACGUUGGUACCGACAACUACGACACGUCCGAGAAGAAGCGCUCGCCAGCUUGGUGCGACCGCCUGCUCUAUCGGGGCUUGGGUAGGAUCAAGCAACUCGACUACAGAAGACACGACGGCGUAAAGGUAUCUGAUCAUCGACCUGUCAGUGGCAGAUUCAAGUUCCGUGUCAAGACGAUCAACUCAAAGAAACAAGAUGUGGCGAGAGACAAGGCAGAGGUGGAGUACGAGGCUGUGAGGAGACGUAUUGCGAACGACAUCAAGCAGGAUUAUCUGAUCAACGUAUUCGGGCUAUCCGCCAAGGAAGCUCAACAAGCCCUCAAGGGCGCGUAA
Messenger RNA from Ascochyta rabiei, 3615 nucleotides. RefSeq lists its product as uncharacterized. Gene Ontology annotation, molecular function: protein binding; phosphatidylinositol-4,5-bisphosphate 5-phosphatase activity. The record is from RefSeq and is a predicted model, not a curated record. Gene Ontology annotation, biological process: phosphatidylinositol dephosphorylation. The coding region runs from base 1 to 3615 and encodes 1204 amino acids. Lineage: Eukaryota; Fungi; Ascomycota; Dothideomycetes; Pleosporales; Didymellaceae. The transcript is spliced from 4 exons.